Lodderomyces pseudojiufengensis is the source of this 1077-nucleotide messenger RNA. RefSeq lists its product as uncharacterized. The record is from RefSeq and is a predicted model, not a curated record. Gene Ontology annotation, biological process: magnesium ion export from mitochondrion. Gene Ontology annotation, molecular function: magnesium ion transmembrane transporter activity. The coding region runs from base 1 to 1077 and encodes 358 amino acids. Lineage: Eukaryota; Fungi; Ascomycota; Pichiomycetes; Serinales; Debaryomycetaceae. The transcript has a single exon.
AUGUCACAACUCUUCACGACUUCGACAAUACCGUUAACAUUUGAACCUCAUGACGGACAUCAUUCACAUAGAAAACAUAAUCAUAUUCCAUCACCGACUGACCCCACAGAUACUGAAUUAGAAAAUAGAGCACCAAUUUGGCAAUGUGCUUUGGCUGGAGGAUUUGGAGGUGUAGUUGGGGAUAGUGUAAUGCAUUCUUUAGAUACCGUAAAGACACGACAACAAGGUUAUCCAUUCAAUUUAAAAUAUAAAAAUAUGAUACCUGCUUAUACAACCAUACUAAAAGAAGAAGGAUUUUUCAGAGGUUUAUAUGGUGGUUAUACACCAGCUGUAUUAGGUUCGUUUCCAUCAACUGCUGCAUUUUUUGGAACUUAUGAAUAUACUAAAAGAAAAUUAAUUAAUGAUUUUAAUAUGAAUGAAACAUUAUCAUACUUUAUAGCUGGUUUAUUUGGAGAUUUAGCAUCAUCUGUAUUUUACGUACCGUCAGAAGUAUUAAAAACAAGAUUACAACUACAAGGGACAUAUAAUAAUCCGUAUACAAAGGAAUGCGGAUAUAAUUAUAAGGGAUUAAUAAAUGCUAUUAUAACAAUAUAUAAAAAAGAAGGUUUAAAGACUUUCUUUUUUGGAUAUAAAGAAACUUUAUUUAGAGAUUUACCUUUCAGUGCAUUACAAUUAUCAUUUUAUGAAAAAUUCAGACAACUAGCGAUAUAUUAUAAUCAUGACUCCACGGAUUUAUCAGUACCUGUAGAGUUGUUUACUGGUGCAGCUGCUGGUGGAUUGGCAGGAGUGCUAACGACUCCAUUAGAUGUCAUAAAGACUAGAAUACAAACUGCAACAAACACAUCGGAUUUAAAUAAGAAUUUGAAAAUUCCAAUUAAAUUUGUAAAUAAUAAUGAAACUUUAAGAGCAUUGAUUUCUAUAUACAAAAAUGAAGGAAUAUUAGGUGCAUUUAGUGGUGUCGGUCCAAGAUUCAUAUGGACAGGUAUACAAAGUUCAAUUAUGUUGUUAUUAUAUCAAAUGUCAUUAAAACAAUUAGGUAAUAUAUUUGGAAACGAUAAUAGAAAUUUAAAAGCAUGA